This is a messenger RNA of Jaculus jaculus (lesser Egyptian jerboa), 2478 nucleotides long. It is a transcript of the gene Prkag3, whose product is annotated as protein kinase AMP-activated non-catalytic subunit gamma 3. Bases 55 to 1527 code for a protein of 490 amino acids. The record is from RefSeq and is a predicted model, not a curated record. The transcript is spliced from 14 exons. Lineage: Eukaryota; Metazoa; Chordata; Mammalia; Rodentia; Dipodidae.
AAUAGUGCCACCCGGCUGCUGUGGCGCACUCGCUCGCGGGCAGACGCUGGCUGCAUGGAGCCGGAGCUGGAGCACGCACUGUGCGCGACCCGGUCUUGGAGCAGCCUUGGGGAGCCUGAGAGUCCAGAGAUGAGCUUUCUAGACCAAGGGGACAGCACCUCGUGGCCACCACCAGCUGUGACCACCAGCUCAAAAAGAAUCCACGGGAAAAGGGGGGUCAAGGCUUCAAGAUGGACAAGGCAGGAGGCUGUGGAGGAAAGAGAGCCACCAGGUUUGGGGGAAGGUGCACAGUCCAGACCAGCUGCUGAGUCCACUGGGCUGGAGGCCACAUUCCCCAAGGCCACACCCUUGGCUCAAGACGUGCCACUACCCAGGGUGGGGGCCUCCUCCACAGAGUGGGACCUCCUCCUGUCCGACUGUGCAGCCUCAGCGGUGGACUCCAGCACAGAUGAUCUGGAGUUGGAUUUUGAGUUUCCAGGCUCGGAGGCCUUGGGCAGUGAGUUCCAAGACCUGGGAGAGGACAACCCUCGGCCAUGCCCAUCCCCACAGGUCCCACUCCUCAGCCUGAGCUGGGACGAUGAGCUGCAGAAGCCCGGGGCCCAGGUCUACAUGCACUUCAUGCAGGAGCACACCUGCUAUGAUGCCAUGGCCACCAGCUCCAAACUGGUCAUCUUUGACACCAUGCUGCAGAUCAAGAAAGCCUUCUUUGCCAUGGUAGCCAAUGGUGUACGGGCAGCCCCUCUGUGGGACAGCAAGAAACAGAGCUUUGUGGGAAUGCUCACCAUCACGGACUUCAUCCUGGUACUACACCGCUACUACAGGUCCCCUCUGGUCCAGAUCUAUGAGAUUGAAGAACAUAAGAUUGAGACCUGGAGGGAGAUUUACCUUCAAGGCUGCUUCAAGCCUCUGGUCUCUAUAUCUCCCAAUGACAGCCUGUUCGAAGCUGUUUACGCCCUCAUUAAGAACCGGAUCCAUCGCCUGCCGGUGCUGGACCCGGUCUCAGGCGCCGUGUUGUACAUCCUCACGCACAAGCGGCUGCUCAAGUUCCUGCACAUCUUUGGUGCCCUCUUGCCCCGGCCCUCCUUCCUCUGUCGCACUAUCCAAGACUUGGGCAUUGGCACAUUCCGAGAUUUGGCUGUGGUUCUGGAAACAGCCCCCAUCCUGACGGCGCUGGACAUCUUUGUGGACCGGCGUGUCUCUGCGCUGCCUGUGAUCAAUGAAUCGGGUCAAGUUGUGGGCCUCUACUCCCGCUUUGAUGUGAUUCACCUGGCUGCCCAGAAAACCUACAACCACCUAGACAUGAGCGUGGGCGAAGCUCUGAGGCAGAGGACACUGUGUCUUGAGGGAGUCCUCUCCUGCCAGCCUCACGAGAGCUUGGGAGAAGUCAUUGACAGGAUUGCACGGGAACAGGUACACAGGCUGGUGCUUGUGGAUGAGACCCAGCAUCUUCUGGGUGUGGUCUCCCUUUCGGACAUCCUCCAAGCACUGGUUCUCAGCCCUGCCGGCAUCGAUGCUCUCGGUGCCUGAGAGGAAUGCAGUCUUCACUCCCAGAACACCUUCCAUACCCAGAAAGCAACGAAAAGAGCUCACAGGGGGGGACUCAGCCUUCAUUUUCCCCCAUUCCUGUUUGCUGGUUUGGCUCAUGUACAGGCUCUCUAGCCACCCCCCCUCCCUGCAACUGUCCUUGCCCUGCCUGUACACCUCAAAGCCCUCAGGCAUGCCCACUGCACCAGGAUGAUGAAAUUCAAGCCCAAAGGUCCCUGAACCAGAGGCCCUGCAACUGCUCCAGGAUCAUGUGCACCCGGGGCCCACACAUAUACCUUUGCCUACACCCUGAUCAGGGCUUGCCCCAGCGGAGCGGUGAGCACACAGCCCAUGGGUCCACUCAGGGCUCUGGAUCGCGUGGCUUCUGGGCCAUGCACACUCCUGCCCAUAGCCCAUGGGAGUCCCGGCUGUUCUUUCUCCAUGGGAACCACCAAUCUGCUCUUCUACUUUCCUGGCAUUGGCAUUUCAGGCAUCAACCAUGGAGCAGUGCCUAAUUCUCAUGCCUGUUGGAGCAGAGUGCUCUCUCUCCACCAUUGUCCAGGAACAUCCUGAGUUCUCAUCAGUGCAGGGUGUUCUCAGUCUCCUGUGACAGAUGGCCUGGUAUUCAGUUCCCUGAGCAUGGGCAAUCAAGGAAAGAAAAACAAGCCAGGCGUGGUGGCACACGCCUUUAAUCCCAGCCCACGGGAGGCAGAGGUAGGAGGAUCGCCAGGAGUUCCAGACCAGCCUGAGACUACACAGUGAAUUCCAGGUCAGCCUGAGCUAGAGACCCACCUCAAGAAAACAAAACAAAAAGCAAUCCAUGAAAUUGGAUUUUAUAGGCUUCACUCACACGCUACAGCUGUUGAACCUGAACCUAAACUUGUGCUUUCUGACUGACUUCAGAGAUGCAGAGGAAAGUCUGCAAGUGACGAAACUACAAAAGUGGCAUUAGUU